Molecule: messenger RNA, 2097 nt
Organism: Hibiscus syriacus
Lineage: Eukaryota; Viridiplantae; Streptophyta; Magnoliopsida; Malvales; Malvaceae
Product: putative disease resistance protein At3g14460
Exons: 2
Coding region: 168-2072 (634 amino acids)
Molecular function (GO): protein binding
Source: RefSeq, a predicted model, not a curated record
UAAUUAAGAGCAAGAUUUGGGAUUUACCUGAAGCAAAAAGCGGCAUCCUUCCUGCUCUGAGAUUGAGCUACCAUUACCUUCCUUUCCACCUCAAGCGUUGUUUUUCUUAUUGUGCUAUAUUCCCAAAGGAUUAUGAAUUUGGCAAGGAAGAGUUGAUUCUGUUGUGGAUGGCAGAAGGUUUCUUGCACCCCUCGAAAGGAAACAAGCAGAUGGAGGACAUAGGAGUUGAAUAUUUUCGUGAUUUAUCGUCAAGGUCCUUUUUCCAGCAGUCAACUGGUAACAAAACGUUGUACGUGAUGCAUGACCUCAUAAACGACCUUGCUCAAUUUGUUGCCAGAGAUAUAUGCUUCAGUUUUGAAUUUCACGAAGACAAAUUAAAUGAUAAAGUUCGGCAUUUUUCGUUCGUUCGUAACCAAUACGACACUUCAAAGAGAUUUGAAAUGUUGUAUCAAAUGAAAAGAUUAAGAACACUGGUGGCAUUACCAGUUCAUAACUUGCCAUGGGCAACAGAAUCCUAUUUAAGCAAUAAUGUCUUACAAAAGUUGUUGCCGAGGUUAGUCUGCUUGAGAGUGUUGUGUCUGAGUGGUUACUGCAUCGAUGAGCUACCGCAUCAUAUAGGCGGUUUGAUACACUUACGGUACCUGAAUUUAUCUCACACCAGCAUCAAAUCAUUGCCUGAUUCUGUGGGAUCUCUUCUCAACCUACAGACAUUGAUACUGCAUGGGUGCAACAACCUUACCAAGUUGCCUCAAUCAAUUGAGAAUCUGAUUCAUCUUCAUGUUAUUGAUCUUACCGAUACUGAUAGUCUAACAGAGAUGCCAAUGCAGAUUGGCAACCUGAAAAAGCUACAGAUUUUGUCCAAAUUCAUUGUGCAAAGGGGUAGCCGGUCUGUCAUCACAGAAUUGAAGGGCUUGUCGCAUUUGCAAAAGGACCUUUCCAUUCUUGGACUAGAAAAUGCGGUUGAUACUCGAGAUGCUAGUGCUUAUGUUCUGAAGGAUAAGCAGGGCCUUAAGGGGUUGGAUUUGCAAUGGAGUCAUGAAUCGAUUGAUCAUGGAAACGGUGACGAUGGAAUACAUGUUUUCAACAUGCUACAACCUCAUCAAAACCUUGAAAGAGUUCGAGUAGCAUUUUAUCCUGGCACAAAGUUUCCAUCUUGGUUAGGAGGUUCCUCGUCGACUAAAAUUGUGGAUAUAAACCUCUCCAACUGUAGAAACGUUACGUCCCUUCCUGAACUUGGGAGACUACCCUCACUCAAGAAGUGUUCGAUCGAAGGCAUGAAUGGAGUUAAGAGAUUGGAUAUUGAGUUUUUUGGAUAUGGCUUAAAUUCUUUAAAACCUUUCAAGGUUUUGGAAGUUCUUCAGUUCAAAAACAUGUUGAACUGGGAGGAUUGGGACUAUCCUGACAAAACUGAUAAAGAAGACGGGGAAUUCCCGAGUCUCCGUGAGCUUAUGAUUGAUAACUGUCCAAAGUUGCAUCGGAAAUUACCCGCAUACUUGCCUGCUCUGGUGAAACUUGCAAUCAGAAGAUGCCCCCAUGUGGCUUAUUCAGUAAUGAGCCUCCCAUCUCUUCUUGACCUUAGUAUUGAACAUUGCAAUAAGAUGACUCCAAGGAGCAUGGUCGACCUUACAUCUCUAACUACACUGAAAAUCAAGAGUUUGUCGGACCUUACAUCUCUGGCCGAUGGGUUCGAACAGUUUCCGGGAGCACUUCAGCAUCUUAUCCUUUCCCAAUGCACCGGGUUGACAUCAUUGUGGCGGAAAGGAAAGGAAGAGCUGCACCGCCUAGUGUCUCUUGAGCGUUUGUGCAUUGAAUCAUGCCCGAAACUUGUAUCCUUUCCCGAGACAUGUUUGUGGUCGACGCUUAGACGUCUCUGGCUCAGAGAUCUUCCACUGCUUAAGGACCUGCCUUGUUGGAUAAUGAGCCACAAUGAACUUACUGGCUGUUUUCUUGAAGACUUGGAAAUCGAAGAUUGCCCUUCACUCACAUGCUUUCCAAAAGGGAAGUUACCUCCCACAUUGAAAAGGUUAAAAAUCCAAGAUUGCGUUCGACUUAGUUUGCUACCGAGGGACUGAUGCAGGUCGGUAACGACACAAUUGC